AUGGUGCAGGAUGUGUUAGCGAAUAUUUCCCCUUGUUUUCUCUCAGACUGGGGUCCCUGGAGCGCAUGCUCUGUAACAUGUGGCAUCGGAGUGAGAUAUCGCACGACCGAGUGUGAUUCUGGUAAUCCUCUACCGGGAGAAAAGCAAACUAAAGUAGAAGAAAGUUGUACAGUUAAGCCUUCUUGCCCGCAAGGCACCACAAGUGGGUCCCUUCUUUUGUCAGGAUACUUCAAUGCUGCUAUGCAAGGCCAUAUGAUCAAGUCUGCAGUUGUGUAUAGCAUAGCAGAAUGUGGAUUGAUGUGUUUACAAGACUCAAACUGCAAGUCCUUUAACACUUGUUCUGGGAAAAGUGAACUCCUCUGUGAGUUAAAUAACGCUACUUAUGAUGAAUAUGGAGAAGAUGUUCUUUCAAAAUUUAAUUGUUCAUAUCACAGUGUUUUAAAAUGA
This is a messenger RNA of Pocillopora verrucosa, 447 nucleotides long. Its product is annotated as thrombospondin-2-like. The record is from RefSeq and is a predicted model, not a curated record. NCBI's taxonomy places the organism in Eukaryota, Metazoa, Cnidaria, Anthozoa, Scleractinia, Pocilloporidae.